AAGAAAUUGACCUUGAUACUUCCUAUUUUGGGUUCAGGUUCACGGGUUGGCUCUGCAUUAAAUGACGAAGGGGAACGCUGAGUACAUGAGAAAAAUUUUUGAAGGUCUGGAGGAAGUGGAUUUCACUCCUGAUGAUCAUAUAUCAUGGAAUAGCUGCCUGCGAAUUCGAGCAGUCAUCAACGUAAACAAACCCCUUUAUGAAGGCUUUGCAAAUAAAAGACCUCAUGGGUCUUUGGAGAGAUUCAAAUUCAGGCCAGGUAAGAGGCAAGAGUUCGGCCGAUGGAGGAGGGCAGAAAUUUUCCCACUGAAGAAUCAAUUUAGUGGUGAAGAAUCAUGGGGGGAGAAAAACAACACUACCAAUCUUCUCAGAUACCCUACUCCUUUGAGGAAGGAGCAUGGGAUACCAUUCAUUUUCUUUUAUUUCCAUUAGUUAAUGUUAGAAGAAUCUUAAGUUUAC
This is a messenger RNA of Hevea brasiliensis (rubber tree), 457 nucleotides long. RefSeq lists its product as uncharacterized. Bases 62 to 430 code for a protein of 122 amino acids. Lineage: Eukaryota; Viridiplantae; Streptophyta; Magnoliopsida; Malpighiales; Euphorbiaceae. The record is from RefSeq and is a predicted model, not a curated record. The transcript is spliced from 2 exons.